ACGAAACGGUAUUUUACUGGUUAUUGAGCGCAUGUUAUGAGAAGAACACUUCCUGCUGCAUGAGCUUGCGUGUGACUGAAGGAUGUCAUGUAGUGAAUGCUACUUUAAUCUGCGUUAAAUCUUCGCACGCGGUUGCAGAUGUGGCGCAGAGUCCUGAGGCCACAGGUGACUGGCACAGCGGGUUUCUUCUGGAGAAGUCUAUUUACCAUGAAGCUGAAGAGCAGCGAGUUCCAGUCCUUGUUCACGGAUGGACUGAGUGGACUAGCAGAGCUGUUUGAGAAGCAUCAGUAUGAACUGAGGAUCGCUGGGGGUGCGGUACGGGACCUCCUGUCUGGGAAACGGCCGGAUGAUGUGGACUUUGCCACCACGGCGACACCAGAGGAGAUGAAGAGGAUGUUCCUAAGUGCUGGGAUCAGGAUGAUCAACAAUAAAGGCGAGAAGCAUGGAACCAUCACAGCUAGAGUACACAAUGAGAACUUUGAAGUGACCACGUUGAGAGUGGAUGUUGAGAUGGAUGGACGGCACGCCGAGGUUGAGUUCACCACUGACUGGCAGAAGGACGCUGAGCGGAGAGAUCUCACCAUCAACUCUAUGUUUUUAGGUCUGGAUGGCACACUAUAUGACUAUUUCAAGGGACAUGAAGAUCUGCAGAACCGUAAAGUGCGGUUUGUUGGUAGCGCAGAGCAAAGGAUCCAAGAGGACUACUUGAGGAUACUGCGCUAUUUAAGGUUCUACGGCAGGGUGGUACUGGAGCCUGGUGACCAUGAGCCUGAGACACUGGAUGCCAUCAGGAAUAAUGGACGUGGGCUGGCAGCCAUAUCAGGAGAACGUAUCUGGGUUGAAUUAAAGAAGAUGGUGGUUGGUAACCAUGCGGCUCAUCUUCUCGAGCAGAUUUACGACCUGGAGUUGGCCCAGUACAUCGGUUUACCUCCAGAUGGCAACGUUGAGGAGAUGAAACGAGUGUGGGAGAACGCCAAGGACCACUCUCCCAAGCCCAUGACCGUGCUCGCCGCUCUCUUUCGCUGCCCUGAGGAGGUGGAGAAGAUGGACGUCCGGCUGAAGGUGUCCAGGGAGGAGAAGACGCUGGCCGUGUUCCUGGUCAAACAGAGACGGGAGCUUCACAAGAGCCAGGACGACCCAGACAGCCUCAAACCCUUCGCUGACUUUAUCAUAGAUAGCCGGGAAAUGGAUUCCAAAAGUAAAGUGUGUGAGCUGCUCAAGUACCAAGGAGAGGACAAGCUGCUGGCAGAGCUCAGCAGAUGGACCAUCCCUCGCUUCCCAGUCAGCGGUCAUGAUCUGAGGAGGAUGGGCAUCACUUCAGGGAAGGAGAUCGGCAGCACCCUACAGGAGCUGCGGGACAUCUGGAAGAAAAGUCGCUACCAGAUGGAAAAAGAGGAACUCCUCAGUCACAUCAAGCCCUGAAUUUUCAGACAAACGUGUGGAAGCAGAGGUCUUUUUGUUUUUAGUAUUAUUAUUAUUUUUGCCCGUGUGAGACAAGAACAGUCUAAGAAAGACUAAAACAAUUCCUCUGCAUCACAGAGUCGACUGCUGAGUGACCAGUUCGAUGGAUAUGUUGUCGGGAAAAGACACUACAAGAAGUGAGACAAGCAAACAUGUUGAUAAAUGCAGUUUUGAUCCAUAAUUUACCAGAGCACUUAUAUUUCUUUUCCAUUGUAAUGCAGCUUGAAAGAGCUCUUACGCAGUGUGCUUUCAACAUCACAGCUGUCACAGCACUGAUUUCACCAGCUGUGUGAUUAUAGAGCUCUGCCAUGUGUUUAUUUCUGCCCUCUAAAUUAUUUGAGAAACAGCAGUCCAGUGUUAUGUUGAUGUUCGGCCCAUGCAAAUCUCAGCAUUGCCACUUACUCACUGGUUAGACUGAUGUGAUGAAUAAAGACGCAAAUGAGAGUUGAUGAUGAAUGGAGUGUGAUUUCCAAUUGUCACGUCAUCACAGUUACUAUGGAACAUUAAAUCUCCAUUCAACCAGAAAAUAAAUACUUUCGUUCAAGGACGUUUACUGAUGACUUGGAAAA
Messenger RNA from Myripristis murdjan (pinecone soldierfish), 2030 nucleotides. It is a transcript of the gene trnt1, whose product is annotated as tRNA nucleotidyl transferase, CCA-adding, 1. The transcript has 8 exons. Gene Ontology annotation, molecular function: tRNA binding; nucleotidyltransferase activity. Gene Ontology annotation, cellular component: mitochondrion. NCBI's taxonomy places the organism in Eukaryota, Metazoa, Chordata, Actinopteri, Holocentriformes, Holocentridae. The record is from RefSeq and is a predicted model, not a curated record. Gene Ontology annotation, biological process: mitochondrial tRNA 3'-end processing; tRNA 3'-terminal CCA addition. The coding region runs from base 139 to 1422 and encodes 427 amino acids.